UUUAAUUUGCUAAAUAUUUGUGAUUGUAUACACACACAAAUUGCACCAACACGCUUUUAUUCUCACAAGUCACAGCGAGAGAGAGGAGAGAGAUUUGGCAAUGGCAGAGGAGUUUGAGUCAAAGGCGGAGUCAGGUGCAUCACUCACUUACCCACAGCAAGCUGGCACCGUUCGCAAGAAUGCUUUUCUCAACAUCAACAACAGGCCUUGCAAGGUUGUAGAGGUCUCCACCUCUAAAACUGGUAAGCAUGGACAUGCCAAGUGCCACUUUGUGGCCAUUGAUAUAUUCAGUGGCAAGAAGCUUGAUGAUAUUGUUCCUUCAUCCCACAACUGUGAUGUGCCUCAUGUUACUCGCACUGACUAUCAGCUACUUGACAUCACCGACGAUGAUUUUGUGAGUCUCCUGACAGAAAAUGGCAACACAAAAGAUGACUUGAAGCUCCCCACUGAUGACAAUCUGUGGAAACAGAUUAAGGAGGGAUAUGAACAGGGUAAAGACUUGCUGGUGACUGUCCUGUCAGCAAUGGGAGAGGAGCAAAUUGUGGCAGUCAAGGACAUGGGUGCUAAGUAGAUAUGAGUUGGCUACUCCUCUGGUGCUCAUAUGCUGUGGUUUCUUCAAAAUUAUCUAAUUAAGGCUGUUUAUGUGUUUUUACAAACUAUUUCUAUGUAGCUAUAUCAUGUGAAGAACCCCGGUUUGAGACAAUGUGUUUAAGGUUGUUUGUGUUUUUACAAAAUAUUUAAAGUAGCUGUAUCUGAAGAUCCCCCUGCUGUUGGAGGUGGUAUGUUUUAAUGUUUGGUUUAUAUAAGACGAUUUCUUUUCGGGAUUAAGUUUAUGGGUUUUAAUGUU
This is a messenger RNA of Daucus carota subsp. sativus, 847 nucleotides long. Its product is annotated as eukaryotic translation initiation factor 5A-2. Gene Ontology annotation, biological process: positive regulation of translational termination; translational elongation; positive regulation of translational elongation. The record is from RefSeq and is a predicted model, not a curated record. NCBI's taxonomy places the organism in Eukaryota, Viridiplantae, Streptophyta, Magnoliopsida, Apiales, Apiaceae. Gene Ontology annotation, molecular function: RNA binding; ribosome binding; translation elongation factor activity. The transcript has 5 exons. The coding region runs from base 101 to 571 and encodes 156 amino acids.